AUGAUGGAACACAUGAUGAAUCCCAUGAUGAUGAAUCCCAUGAUGGGUGGAAUGAUGAAUCCCAUGAUGGGAGGUGGCAUGGCGCCUAUGUUGAUGGGUGGCUGCAAUGGAAUGAUGGGACCCAUGAAUGGAAUGAUGGGUGGAAUGAUGAACCCAGCAGCCAUGCGUCGAAUGAUGGAAGAUGUUGCGGCUGGGGAAGAUGCUGAGGAAGAAGUCCAUGAUUAUGAUGAUGUUGGUGCAGUCCAAGAUGCUCCUCCUCCUCAGCCUGCUGCUGCUUCGGCCUCUGUGGUUGCGCAGCCUGUGGCUCCUGCUGUGCCUGUCCCUGCUCAGCCUGAGCACCAGCCGCCGCCUGUGCUCCCUUACAACAAGAGUGAUGAUGCUGCCAUCACAAGGUCUGCAAGUAUGAUCAGAGGCAUUCCCAUGACAAGACUUUCCUAUUCCAUUGAGAAGUUGGUGCCAGCCCUGGAUGCCGGCUACACUAGUGGCCUCACCCAGCGAGGUCUUCUUCAGCUUCUCUGGAUCAUCACGAAGUUAAAGCCAUCUCUCAAGAUUUCGAAUCUUCGUGAUUUG
Molecule: messenger RNA, 570 nt
Organism: Cladocopium goreaui
Lineage: Eukaryota; Dinophyceae; Suessiales; Symbiodiniaceae
Source: the annotation of a GenBank genome assembly